AUGUUUAUCAUAUCUAAAGGUGUCAUUCUACUAACCAUAAUCAUCCAAUUCACCGCUACGGUAUUGCUUGUGUUUUUGUUACUUGGGUGUGUCGACACUUCAUCAAGCUACUCCAACGUAUAUUUAUUCAACUACAAGUUCAAUUCAUCGUCAUUAUUGUAUCAACAUUUGACGCUUGAUUUAAAUUCCACAAAUAGUACCACUUCCACCACUACAUCUAUUUUGGGUGCAGACUUGUCUACAAUCUCUGUCAAAGUUGGUUACUUGGCGUUUUGCAUAUCAUCGGAAGAACUCGAACAAUGUAUAUCCAAUGCCAAUCUUGCAAACAUCCCCCAAAUGUCAGUCACAUUUCUAGAAACCAAAUUUGAUUUACUAAACAUUGCCCAAACGUUUCACAAUUCAAUAGUCCAUUCACAUUUACUAAUGGCAUCAAUAAUCCUCACAUUGACCAUACUUGUAAUUUUAUGUUACUUGAUUUUACCCGUUAGCUUUGGUGCAGUAGUGGUCAAGAAAAUUGGACUUGUCUUGACGUUCAUCAACAUGAUACUUUGGGGGUUGGGUAGUAUGUUGCAGCACCAACUGGUUAAUGCCACCACCAAGUUGAUGAGUGGUGUUAGUUUUGAGAUUGUUGAAGUUGGUAGAGGACAACGAGCAGAGACAAUGACGUGGGUGGCCUUUAGUUUUUUGAUUGUGGUGUUUUUGAGUUUUGUAAUGAUGAAUUAUGUUGCCAUGAAGAGUUUGAAAAAGAAAGGUGGUGGUGGCGAAGAGAAGAAGGGGGUGAUUAUGGAAAAAGUAUAA
Molecule: messenger RNA, 798 nt
Organism: Lodderomyces parapsilosis
Lineage: Eukaryota; Fungi; Ascomycota; Pichiomycetes; Serinales; Debaryomycetaceae
Gene: FIG1
Product: Fig1p
Exons: 1
Coding region: 1-798 (265 amino acids)
Biological process (GO): conjugation with cellular fusion
Cellular component (GO): mating projection tip; membrane
Source: RefSeq, a predicted model, not a curated record